Molecule: messenger RNA, 2771 nt
Organism: Anopheles maculipalpis
Lineage: Eukaryota; Metazoa; Arthropoda; Insecta; Diptera; Culicidae
Exons: 6
Coding region: 2-2737 (911 amino acids)
Molecular function (GO): protein binding
Source: RefSeq, a predicted model, not a curated record
UAUGAAGGGUAGAGUGAAAAUUACCAGCUCGAAUCGGCCUCACAUUCGGCCAAGCAAAAGCAGCUGCCAUCCAACGCUCGAUUGGAACCGGAAUCGAAAUGGUUGUCUGGCCGUGUUGUUUUGUGUCGUAUGCUUUUCCAUACUGAUGUGUCUCGGGUUGGCAGACAUUUUUACCAAGGUGGAUGAAAAUAAAGUCAACUCGACAAUAGUCACUACACCACGGCCAGGAAAAGUGUUUCCCCUGUUAGUUGUGGAUGCUUACGAAGAUGCUGUGAAGUGCAAAAUGAUUUCGCAAUGUUUUUUCGAAUGCUCUGAUGUGCAUGUGAUAAAUAUAUCAGUGGAAGUGCAAGAGUUGGCCAAGGCCUACUCUUGCUCUUCCUUCGGUCUCAACGUGCUAGCCCUGAAGACAUCCGACGACGUCCUGAGAAGAAAUUGGUUACAGCUGGAUGUUGAUCUGGAAGUUGCUUCACUACUGUUGAUUAACUCCAACAUUGCCACGAUCGAACCGGAAUCGUUCGAUGUUGGUUCAAUGUUUGGUAUGACCGUACUCACCCUACAAUCGCUCCAGCUUGAUCAUCUUCCAACGGGAAUUUUCCUGGGUCUCCAGAGCUUGAAGGAGCUGAACCUACUCAAUCUACCUCUACGCCGCAUAGACCCGUACGUACUGAGCCCGAUGAAGUACUCGCUGACGCGACUAAUCAUCGAAAGCAGCCUGGAUUCGAUCGGGCCACAAAAUCUGACCGGAUCGGCAACGCUCCCACGGCUGGAAAUACUUUCACUGGAGUACAACCAUUUCGACGACACGAUUCGGCAGGGCACUUUCGCUAAUCUGCCAUCACUGACGAGCUUGUACCUGCGCAGUUCACACAUUACGUGGUUCGAUGUGGGAGUUUUCCAUAACAUAUGCAGCACGGUGAAGCAGAUACAUCUGAUUGGCAAUAAGCUGACCGUUAUCGAGCCAGGCACGUUCGACUGUUUGCGAGGCACGGAGGCAAAGAUAUAUCUGAAAGAUAAUCCAUGGUUGUGUGACUGUUCGCAGCAGUACCUGCAAGAGCUGCUGCUAAACACUAACCUCGUGCUGGAUCAACCUGUGUGCGAGAGUCCGAUCGAGCUGAAGGGGAUGCUUGUACGAAAUGUGGAGCUUUGCCCAUCACCAACAGUGUCUAUUAUACCUUCUGGCGAGAUAACGACAACUAUGGAGCCUGCUACGACCGAUGCUCCAAGUGAAGUUCAAACAACACCGGAGGAUACGUCAACGAGUGCCAUAACAACGACUACAGAGUCUACGACUAUGGAGGAAACGACGGAGAUGGACACCAGCAGUACUGACGAUGAAAAUUCUUCGCUAGAUGAAACUACUACAACUUUUUUUACCUCUGAUACUUCAGCUGAUACCACGAUCGAUACUACUACAGAAUAUAUCACCGUUUCUACAACAGAUUAUACCACCCCUAUGGAGACAACUUCCACUCCUUUCGAUACGGAUACUACACCAAUAGUAACAGAACCAACUCAACCUACUACUACUACUACUGCUGAACCUUCUACCGAAACUACCACAGAAUUGACAACCCUAAGUACUACUACUGAAAGUACUACAACGGAUAGUACUACUUUGAGCAGUACACUCUCCUUUACCAAUGAGCAAAGUACAUCAUCCGACAGUACCACGAUAUCGGACACUAGCAGUACACCAACAUCGACCCUCCCAAUGUCAACAGCUCCUCCCAACUCUGUACAGCUCCAGUGUGAAAGUACUGCCAAUCCGAUAGCUGCCGAAGUGAUAGCGGAAAAGACAAAGCAUCGGUUGGUGAGAUCCACCGAUUCCAGUACGAUUGGUCUAAAUGUAGCACCUCGCACCAAACUGUUUACCAUCUCCGAAGCGCAGGAAGGUGUCGUGGAGCUUCUCUUCGAUAAAACAACGUACGGUGCGGUGCUCUGGUUCCACGAUACCUCCACACUAGCGUCCGUGUUUUCCACCAACGUUGAGAGUGCCGCUCACUGCCAAACGCUCAGCAGUCAGAAGCUUCGUAUCGUCAACUUGAUACCGGACAAGAACUACAUAUUCUGCGCGUUUAGUCUGCACGAGAUGAUGGUGUCACCGUUCAACUGUUUACCUUACAGGUUGCUGCCAGUGUACGGACAGCGUGCCUGGAUGGUGGAGGAUCAGAAAAUCAUGAUGAUAAGCAUCAUCAUCUCGUCGAUACUGGUGGCACUGCUGACGGGAGUGUUGGUCACAUACUGUUUCUUCAAAAGCAUGUCCCUGUACCAGUCGAACCAUUCCAAAACCUCGGUACUGCCGGUUGAGAACAAUACCGUGAAAAAUACGUACAUGUCACCGAUGCCACCAAAGAAGCCUUUGACACCGGAACGGCCAAACAUCAAGCGAAGCGUGUCAGACACGAGCAUCGAAAGUGGUCGCAGCUACGUGUCCGCCGUUGUGCCCACGACCCAGUUCCAGUACAUAUCCUGGAAGAUGGAGAACCGUUCCCGACCUUCGCUGGAGUUCUAUCCGAACGAGCCGCCACCGCCACCCCUGCCCCCUCAUCCGAGUAAACGUUUGAAGAAACAAAAGUCUGAGAUCAAAAUAAACUUUCCCUCCCAGCAGCAGCAGCAUCAGCAGGGAAUCUACGACGAACCGGCCGGGACGAGCUAUAUGGGACGUAGCGCUGGUACGCUACAUCAGUCACUCCGUAGCAAUCGACACCGGGCGUCCUAUGGUGGUGCGAUCCACUGAGCGUUUCCCCGUGACCACUUACCAAAAAUUGCCU